AUGGCUUGUACAUUCUUUCGCAAAUUGCUCGCAUACUUAUCCUUUGAAGAUGAGUUGGAUGUUGUUCUUAAUGACGAGUCCGAUGGACAGUCAUCGAGUCAUCGUACCAAUCGCCAACGCCGUAAGUUUAUUCGGCGUAAUCAUAUUCAAGGGCACGAGCGCCUAUUACGCGAUUAUUUUGCAGAAAAUCCAGUAUAUCCCUCGAAUCUAUUUCGAAUGAGAUUUCGCAUGAGCCGUCUCCUAUUUCUCCGUAUUCUAAAUGAGGUAGAGUCGUACGAGCCGUACUUUGUCCAAAGAAGAGAUAGUGCCGGAAGACUCGGUUUAUCUUCUAUGCAAAAGAAAACCGUAGCACUUAGAAUGCUGGCGUAUGGGGUUACUGGAGAUUUUAUGGAUGAAUACGUACGUAUUGGUGAAAGCACCGCAAUGGAGAGCCUUAAAAAAUUCUCUGAGACAAUAGUAAGUAUUUUUUCAGAUGAAUAUUUGCAGUCUCCAAAUGCCAAUGAUAUUGCUCGAUUGCUUGCGGUUGGUGAACAACGAGGAUUUUCAAGAAUGUUGGGAAGCAUUGAUUGCAUGCAUUGGAAGUGGAAAAAUUAUCCCGCAGCUUAG
Juglans microcarpa x Juglans regia is the source of this 606-nucleotide messenger RNA. RefSeq lists its product as uncharacterized. NCBI's taxonomy places the organism in Eukaryota, Viridiplantae, Streptophyta, Magnoliopsida, Fagales, Juglandaceae. The record is from RefSeq and is a predicted model, not a curated record. The transcript has a single exon. Bases 1 to 606 code for a protein of 201 amino acids.